CUUCCACAAAUUCGCCAGCACUCACUCUCCCUCACCACCCCUUCCCCUCCUCCUCUCUUCUCCGCGAACCAACCCGCUCCCCAAAUCCUCCCCCCACCCGCAAUCUUUCUCCUCUAAUUAUCAUUCCAUUCAUUUCCCUCCAAUUAGUACCAAUAACGAAAACAACAACCUGAAAGCAGUGGAAAAAGUAGUGAGAGAGCUUCUUUGUUUUUAUCACCCUCGAAGCCUUUCCCAAUCUCCAAUCCUUCUUCUGUGUAUAUCCCCUCAAUUUGCCCAUAAAAUUCCCCCUUUCUUUCCCAAUUUAAUUUAUUCUUGUGUUGGUAGAUGCCUUAGUACUUGGAUACAGGGGAUCUGUUGUCAUAUUGGGAGGGUUUUAGGGUUUUAGGGUGCUUAGGGUUGCCUCCCUGUAGAUAUGAUCAAGCAGAUUCUGGGCAAGCUGCCCCGCAAGCCGUCCUCCAAAUCGUCCGCCACCGCCGACUCCACCGACGGCCUCAUCGCCUCCCAGGCCCCCGCCGCCGGCCUCCCACGCGCUGCGGCCUCCUCCUCCUCCUCCUCCUCCUCCGGCCGAAUCCCGAAUUCCACGUCCACUGGUGCCGGCAAAUCCGCACAGGGAAAGAAGUCGUCAUCGGGGCCCGCCGGCAGCAACGGCUACGGCAAUGCCGCCGCCUCCCUCGCGCCGACGCCGGUCUACGAACUGCUUCCCAGCUUCCGGGAUGUACCCAGCUCCGAGAAGCCCAAUUUGUUCUUGAAGAAGAUUGCCUUGUGCUGCGUGGUGUUCGACUUCACCGACCCUGCGAAGAACCUCCGGGAGAAGGAGGUGAAACGGCAGACGCUGCUGGAGCUCGUCGACUAUGUGGCGACGGCCACCGCCAAGUUCAGCGAGGCGGCGAUGCAGGAGGCGACGCGGAUGGUGGCCGCCAACCUCUUCCGCACCUUCCCCUCGUCCAGCUGCGAUUCUACCAGCCGGGGGCUCCCCGAGGGGUUCGACGCCGAGGAGGAGGAGCCCGCCAUGGAUCCCGCCUGGCCUCACCUCCAGGUCGUGUACGAGUUCCUGCUGCGGUUCGUCGCGUCACCGGAGACCGACGCGAAGCUGGCCAAGCGCUACAUCGACCACUCCUUCGUCCUGCGGCUGCUCGACCUCUUCGACUCCGAGGACCAGCGGGAGCGGGAGUACCUGAAGACAAUUCUUCACCGGGUGUAUGGGAAGUUCAUGGUUCAUCGCCCCUUCAUCCGGAAGGCCAUCAACAACAUCUUCUACCGGUUCAUCUUCGAGACGGAGAAGCAUAAUGGGAUCGCCGAGCUGCUGGAGAUACUGGGAAGCAUAAUUAAUGGGUUUGCAUUGCCGCUCAAGGAGGAGCAUAAGCUGUUCCUUGUUCGUGCUCUGAUCCCGCUUCAUAAGCCCAAGUGUGUGGCCCUGUACCACCAGCAGCUUUCCUACUGCAUUACCCAGUUUGUGGAGAAGGACUUUAAGCUGGCGGAUACCGUCAUCAGGGGGCUCUUGAAGUACUGGCCAAUCACCAAUAGCUCCAAGGAAGUCAUGUUUCUUGGGGAGCUGGAGGAGGUUCUGGAAGCCACUCAGCUCGCAGAGUUUCAGAGGUGUAUGGUGCCCUUGUUCCGACAGAUUGGCCGCUGCCUGAAUAGCUCGCACUUUCAGGUAGCAGAGCGAGCUUUAUUUCUUUGGAAUAAUGAUCAUAUAAGAAGCUUGAUCACCCAAAACCGGAAGGUUAUUUUGCCAAUUAUAUUCCCGGCUCUGGAGAGGAGCACCAGAGGACACUGGAAUCAGGUUGUCCAGAGCCUGACACUGAAUGUGAGGAAGCUCUUUUUAGAUGCUGACCAAGAGCUAUUUGAGGAAUGUUUACUAAGAUUCCAAGAAGAUGAAGCCAAGGAAAGGGAGGUACAAAAGAAGAGGGAAUUGACUUGGAAGCGCUUGGAAGAUGUUGCAGCAUCCAAAGCCGUCAGUAAUGAAGCGGUGCUUGUUUCUCGAAUAGUCUCUUCCCUUAGCAUGGCUUCUUCAAGCCCACGUGCUGCAGUUGGAACUUAAGAAUGCAUGUUUUCACUCUUCUGAUUUGGUACAGGCCUGUGCUGAUCCUUGGUAGGCAAAUUCUGCUGGUUUCUUAUACCGCAGACAAUCAUAAUAUGAAGAAAAGCGUCUCAGGUUGGAAUCAUUUUGUUUAUUAUCCAUCUUCUUAGGCCAUGAAAAAUGUGUGUAUAAUUAGAAAUUGUUAUAGAGAUGGAACUUUCAGCGGAUUCCGUAUAAUAUUUUAUUUGUUUUUA
Messenger RNA from Elaeis guineensis (African oil palm), 2274 nucleotides. Its product is annotated as serine/threonine protein phosphatase 2A 59 kDa regulatory subunit B' gamma isoform. Gene Ontology annotation, molecular function: protein phosphatase regulator activity. Lineage: Eukaryota; Viridiplantae; Streptophyta; Magnoliopsida; Arecales; Arecaceae. Gene Ontology annotation, biological process: signal transduction. The record is from RefSeq and is a predicted model, not a curated record. Gene Ontology annotation, cellular component: protein phosphatase type 2A complex.